CUCUGUUUAGAUUUCGGAACUAAGAAACGUCAAACGUGAAUUUUGACUUCUGAGGAUUGUGAUAGAUAUGUUGCAAUUAAGAACUAAGAAUUUGUUUUGAUAUGAAUUAUGCAAUUAUACUGCGGUUAUAGUGCGUGAUUUCGAUCGCAUCGUUUAUCAAAUAAUGUCAAACGAAACGGAUCUGUUUAUAUCAGUUCCUCGCUCAUGUCUAAACGAAUUUUAUAGCAAAUAUCUUAAUUUAGUGGAAACUUUUUACUAUGUUACGCUUUCUGAAAAGAAAUUAGGAAGUACAAAAGUGAAACCAGAGUUUGUGUGUUUUAAAAUUAUAUUUAAUUUAAGCCCUGUGGAUGGUAACUUCAACCCGAGAGAACUUGUCGACAGAAUACAGAAAUAUGUGGAGUCAUCACUGGGAUGGGCAGGGGAGCGCGGAGAGGACUCGAGCUACGAUUCUGAGUGCGACGAUGACGGAGGACACCGCACUGCUUCGCGCACACCAUCCGACACUCUCGCUGCGGAGUUCGCGGAGUAUGUCACCCACGCACCACCUCCGCCGAAUCAGGCUAAGAUCGAGUUUGCCGUAAAGCUGGGUUACUCUGAACGACUCGCUCGGACGGCGUUACAGCGAUUAGGGCCAGACCCGCCUCGCAAUGAGUUGCUGGCGGAACUUAUCAAGCUCGCUUCGAAAAGACCGCCUCGAAUGCCUUCUCCACCACCGCCAACAGAGCCCGACCCGCCGUUUGAACGGGCACCCUUACGACACAUAGUAAUUGACGGAAGCAACGUCGCCAUGAGCCAUGGAAACAAAGAAGUGUUUUCCUGUCGAGGAAUAGAAAUAUGUGUCGACUGGUUUCGUGCACGAGGUCACAAAGAAAUCACAGUUUUUGUGCCGAAAUGGCGAAAGGAAGCGUCGCGGCCAGACAACCCCGUGGCCGACCGUGACGCUCUCGAGCGACUCGAACGUAAUCGUGUUCUCGUCUACACGCCCAGUCGUCUCCUCGGAGGCAAACGUCUCAUAUGUUACGAUGACCGAUACAUUUUAAAACUAGCAGCUGAAACGGACGGUAUAGUCGUCUCCAACGACAACUAUAGGGACCUGGCCGCCGAGAGCCCGGAGUUUCGAAAAGUCGUCGAGGAAAGGCUCUUGAUGUUCUCCUUUGUUAACGAUAGGUUUAUGCCGCCCGACGAUCCGCUCGGUCGGUCGGGCCCCACGCUGGACGCUUUCCUACGCGCGCCGCCGUCCCGUGCCGAUCCGCCCCCCGCAUGUCCAUACGGUCGAAAAUGCACUUACGGAAAUAAAUGUAAAUUCCAUCACCCGGAGCGUGCGGGACGACCACACAAAUCGGUAGCAGAGAAACUGUCGGAGCGGGCCGCUCGCAAGGCACGCGAUCUGCAUACGCUAAGUCUUCCUCCCAGCGGACGACCCACAGACACAAAGAAGCCGUUGGCGAGGGCACAUUCCGCCACUCCGAGACUAGCAGACUCCUCGCUGGUGACGCACUUCGACAGAGCGCAAGUACCCGGACCCUCGCAGCCUCCCCCCGACCCCAACCCGCACCGCAAGCUGGCCCGACAGCUCACGCUCAACCCGGCGUGCGACCCCAGACUUCAUGCGUCGGCCGCUCGGAUGUCGUCGGCUCCCGUCGGCGCGGCUGCGGCCUUGGCCCCGCAGAUGGCGGCAGUGUCUUUGUCUCCUUGCGCGUCGGAGGGCGCCCUGCAGCAUUGGGAGGCGAGACGAAGAAUGCACUUUCACUUAGCAGGCAUAUUCCCCGAAGCACAAGUAGCCGAGGCGAUGUCCAAUUACCCGGAAGAAACGGACCCCCAAAAAAUGUGUGCGAUAAUUUUAGAUAGAUACAGACCGAGCGAGGCGACGUUACCGCGUCCAAACCAUUGAUUGACACUCCUUACACAACAUUUGAUGUUUUGAGAAAUGUUGCUUGUAAAUAUUUUGCAUCCUAUUUUCAUCUUUAUCUGAUCUAAGAAUUAUUCUCGAUUUCUUUUUGAAAUUGAGAUUUUAAAUUCGCAAGGUCGAAAAGGCGGGUAAACGAGGAAAUAAAUCGGUAGCGAUGCCGAUUGUUCCUAUUUCUUAUAAGAAGAAUAUUUGAGCCAACACGCUAUUAGCACACAUUAAAAGAAAAUCGAUAUCGUAACCUCAUAAUUAAUUCUAACAUAAAGUAAUAAAUAAUGUUAAUUGAAAAAAUAAUCAAAGCCUUAGAUUUGAAUAAUGAAAUCUUUAUAUCCUUUUAAAUGAAUAUAAAUGAGGUUAGGAGAAGAAUAUAAGACCUUUUUGCGAAAGCUUUGCUUGGUUCUACUAAAAAUAAGGUCGGAUAAGGCAUUUAACUCUGUAAAUUCAGUGUAAUGGAUAAGCGCUUCUGCGAAGUGUACGUCCUUAUUUAAUUAUUGACUAAGCAUAGAUUUAAAGAUGUACAAAUAAACAGUUCUAAAAAUAUUUACAGACUUACCCUUUAUAACAGCUUAACUGACUAAUAACAAAAACAUAUAAUAAUUGAAUAAAUUAAUUUGCUUUUCAUUUUGUAGAAAUAUAACUUUAAAAACAUUAUAUAUUUUCUUGUUUUAAAGUUUUGACUAAUUUUUUUUACCUUGUUUUAACCAUCUAUAUGAAAAAGGUAUUUUAGGUUAUUUCCAUAGAUAAAAAUUUUUAUGGAUUUCAAUCCAUCCAUGAUUAAUUUAAUAGAAAAUUUGACUAGAAACUUAUCAUUGCUGAUUUAAUUAAAUAAUUAAUUCUCAAGUAAUAAAGAUAUCGAGUGUGAUAUGAUACUAACGUAAAUUCUAAAAGUAGUGUUAAAUUAGGAAAAUAUACUAGGUAGGUUGUUUUUUGGAUUGCAAUAAUAUUAAUUUUGUGAUGGUAUAAUUAUAUUUGGUACUGUGUACCAAGUAAAAGGUUAAAUAUCUGAUAGUUUAUUAAUAAUAUAGCUUUUUUAUUUAGAGUUAAGUAAACAAUAUUUUUAUAUUUUAAAUGAAAAUAGAAUAUGGAAUAAUGAAUUUUCCAUAUCCCUGUUUUUGCAACAUCUGAAAUGAACCUAAUGGUAAUGUCCAAAUUGAUUAAUAUAAUUGAUUUGUGCGAGUCAUUCCUGUUGGUCAGAUGUGAAAUAAUAUCAUAUUAUGUAGUUAUAUAUACACUAUUUGUUGUUUGAUUUUUAUUAAAUUGAACUGUUAAAAAACCUUAAAUGCAAUGCAUCAAAUGUAAGAUAAAUUUUAUCUGCUUGUUUAUACUUCAUAUAAUUUUUAUUUUUACAAUUAUGUGAAGUAUAAAAUAUUAUCUUAGUUAUUAUUUUAUACUCAAAUUUUGUCAAUUAGUUAAUAACCUUUACAUGAUCCUGACAAAGUUUGAUUAUAUUUUUCGUACUCAUAAUUAUAUUAUGAUAAAUAUAGUCUAGUAAAAAAUACUAACAACAACUGACAAUUAUUAUCAAGUACUACUGAAAAAUUCCAUUAAGGAAUACUAAAAUGUGUCUAUAAUGACAUUAUAAAAUAGAUUGUCUUAAGAAUAAAGUAUCUGAUUAGAAAUUG
Messenger RNA from Nymphalis io (European peacock), 3528 nucleotides. RefSeq names its product probable ribonuclease ZC3H12B (gene Regnase-1). Bases 164 to 1891 code for a protein of 575 amino acids. Gene Ontology annotation, cellular component: nucleus; cytoplasmic ribonucleoprotein granule. The transcript is spliced from 4 exons. The record is from RefSeq and is a predicted model, not a curated record. NCBI's taxonomy places the organism in Eukaryota, Metazoa, Arthropoda, Insecta, Lepidoptera, Nymphalidae. Gene Ontology annotation, molecular function: metal ion binding; RNA endonuclease activity; mRNA binding.